AUGUAUAAUGUAGAUAAAUACUUUGAUUUUGAUUCUGAAAAGAAAGCAGAAACUAAAUCUAAAAAAAAGAAAAAACAGCAACAGCAAAUGAUUUUAUUUCUCUUGUUGGUUGCCGGUAUUGCUUACUAUUACUUUAUGGUUUAUUUACCGGAAGAGGAAAUUAAAAAACUAGAAACUAAAUUACAAGCAGAACUUGACCGAGUGAAGAAUGCUAAAUCAGAUGAUGUUGCUGAAAUAAAAAUCUCUAACAUUCUAGUUGGCCGUUAUAAUGAGGAUGCUAAAUUAUUUCCAGAUGGAGACAAGCAUGAAGACUUUCACUUUUCCCGAGCUGCCAGUUAUGAUAUUCACUUUCCACCUUCCAUGGAGGAGUUUUUUAAAUUAGGGAAAGAAAAAAAUAAAAAAAACUGUUAUCUAUUGGAUAAAAAUGAAGAUUUGAUCUGA
Funneliformis geosporum is the source of this 441-nucleotide messenger RNA. Lineage: Eukaryota; Fungi; Glomeromycota; Glomeromycetes; Glomerales; Glomeraceae. The record is from the annotation of a GenBank genome assembly.